Phaedon cochleariae (mustard beetle) is the source of this 582-nucleotide messenger RNA. The record is from the annotation of a GenBank genome assembly. Lineage: Eukaryota; Metazoa; Arthropoda; Insecta; Coleoptera; Chrysomelidae.
AUGGAUUACGCUGAACAGGACGCCCAAGAAUUUCUCAGAUAUCUUCUCGAAGGCCUCCAUGAAGAUGUGAAAAGGAUAACAGAAAGGUCUGACCUAAUCUUCACAGAAAUAGAUGAGAAACUUAGUGAUCAUGAGAAAGCCCAAGAGUCAUGGUCCAGAUAUUUGAGAAUAGAAUACUCGAUUAUUGUAGACAACUUUGUUGGUCAAUUGAAAUCAACUUUGAGUUGUUCUAUUGUGGACAUUGCUCUGCAAACUUCUUCGCGCAUAAACCCUACUUACAUCAUGCCAGACGCGAAUCCCAACUUUCCCAACACCGUCACCAACUCGAAAAACUCCCGCGAAACUUCCACCAGACAACUUCCUGCCGGUCGCAUCGCCGACAGGCACAUCCGAUCCCGCGUCUCGACGCCCGAGAAGUUCGCGUCGCGGCGCCCUCGGAGGCGUAGCGGGACGUCGUGGGAUCAGGCAGGAGUCGCGUCUCGCUCGCAGGACUUUGUCGUCGCAAGGGUCCGCAAGGUACUGCCGGCCGGGCUGAUUUUACGCGCAGAGCGCCAUUGGAGAGCAGGACGGGAGCGCGGGUAA